This is a messenger RNA of Xiphophorus hellerii (green swordtail), 725 nucleotides long. RefSeq names its product coiled-coil domain containing 74B (gene ccdc74a). Bases 75 to 647 code for a protein of 190 amino acids. The record is from RefSeq and is a predicted model, not a curated record. Lineage: Eukaryota; Metazoa; Chordata; Actinopteri; Cyprinodontiformes; Poeciliidae. The transcript has 5 exons.
UUUAGGUAAACGUCCGUAAACCAGAUAGCCUUUAGAAAGAUUGCUUAAGCUUAGUCAUUGUUUUUGUAGGAAUAAUGUUCAACCGAAAUGCAAGAUCUCCCUGUCAAGGCGCCCACUCCGGACUCUCCGUGGAGGAGCUGCUCGAAGACACAAUGUUUCAAGACCAGGCUGUAAGGGAGGUUAGUGAAAGUCCGCGAUCUGUACGACUAAACCAUGGUGGAGAAUUAACAGGGCUGCGAAAGACCGUUUUAGAGCCUGUAAGAAUUGACAGCACUCCAUCCGAUCUGGUACACCCUUCAACAAUGCAGGAGUGUGAGGCCAUCAUCCAACAGCUGUUCAAUGUAAACAGUUUACAGACUCAGGAAAUUGCACGUCUGAAAGCGCUGCUUAGUGAUAUAAUUCUGAGCAAAAAAAUCACCCGGGAACACCAAAUUUUGAGCAAAGCCUACCUUGCUGACAAACCAUGCAAACCUGGUCAAGAGAAGAUAUUUCCCAAACUUGGUCCUCGCCCAGUUCCAGCAACAGUACCCUCUCGCCCUGGUGUAGUUCUCCCUGGCCUGAAGCAGAGCCUCAGUUCCAAUGCUGCAAACAGACAGAAGAGGCUCAUGUCAAUUCACAGACACCAAUUCCAACAGGGUUUCCGCUGACUGCCUAGAAAGGCCAAAGUCUGGGUGUUUUCAUGGUCAAAACUUUGGUCACUAACACAUCUUUAUUAAAGACUCAUU